CUGGCGCAUACAGAAUCAAAUCAUAACCAAUACAAUAUAUGACAACCGCCUACUAUAUUCAAACAGCAGUCUUCUGCGCAUCUUGAAUUUGUAUCCCUGGAGUGGAUGUUAUUUUGGAACAUUCAACUGGUCAAAGUGAGCUAACUGAUUCUUUAGCAAUAAACUGUGGUACUACCAACUAAUUAAAAUGUCCCUAAUUAAGCUAAUAAUCCAAAAAUGCCACGAAUAUUCACGAACAUUCAUGAACGUACUCAUAUUACUAAAAACACGAAAAAUGUAUUUUAAAUCCCUGUCCACUGCAUGCGCACAUCUGAAUUCUUAUAUUAUAUAUAAAUCACCACAAAGCAGUGGCGGCUUGUGGCCACUAGCGGCAGUGGGGCACACAUUGGAAAGGAAUCCUGGGAAUCGUUUUUCCCUUAGGAAAACAAGUUCAUCGCUUAAUGAAAAUUAAAUAUAUUUCAAAACAAUCAGUUGGGGGAAUAACGAUUUCUGAAUGUGACUACAGGGAGCUAAAUGUGACCAAUCAAAGUGCAUUUAACUAUGAAUGUGGCUAUUUAAUCAAAAAAUCAUUACAUAUCCACUCUUGCGAAAUUUGCGUAAAUUUCUCAGAAGAAUGCAAUUUACUUAACAAUUCUAACUUGUUAACGCAUUUUAAAGCAUACGACUCUGAAGAAAAGGUGUUUGGAAAUUUAAAAUCUCCCAGCGAAAAAUUUCUCUUUUAUAUUUUCAAAUUAGAAAAAAAAUGUAUAUCUCUAUUUGAUAGUUUGUCAACUAAGCCUGGAAUUUCCAACGCAUACCUUUUUGAGAUGAGCAACAUAGAAUUUGGUCAUCCUUGCCAACAAUUUGCGAAAAUGUACACCAUUAAAUUAUUUAUAAGACUCAGAAUUUUUUAUAAUCUUAAAUAUGCAAACAGAGAUUUGAAAUCCUCGAAAAAGUCAGACAAAACCAGAAGAAAAAUUAAAAUUUUGUCCCGUUUAUAA
This is a messenger RNA of Psylliodes chrysocephalus, 980 nucleotides long. NCBI's taxonomy places the organism in Eukaryota, Metazoa, Arthropoda, Insecta, Coleoptera, Chrysomelidae. The record is from the annotation of a GenBank genome assembly.